Molecule: messenger RNA, 1278 nt
Organism: Thermochaetoides thermophila DSM 1495
Lineage: Eukaryota; Fungi; Ascomycota; Sordariomycetes; Sordariales; Chaetomiaceae
Exons: 3
Coding region: 1-1278 (425 amino acids)
Biological process (GO): mitotic sister chromatid segregation
Cellular component (GO): chromosome, centromeric region; chromosome passenger complex; spindle midzone
Source: RefSeq, a predicted model, not a curated record
AUGGCUGUCCUCGGCGUCACGAAACGCAAGUCAGACCAAAUCAGCACGACUUCCGACGAGGAGCAGCAACUAGCUCUCAGCGCAAUGAGUACUCAACUAGCUCCACGAAACGGCGAGGGCUCCCAGCGUUACAGAAGCCCCAUCAAGAAGAGACGGAUUGGUAUCACGGCCGCGCAGAAGCAAGCCCUAAUUGAGAACCUUCAGCUUGAGAUCACAGAGCGUGCUCGUCGGUUACGCUCCAACUAUAACCUUCAUGCUCAGAGCCUGCGGACGCGGAUCGAAAUGCGCGUCAAUCGCAUCCCCAUGGCGCUGCGCAAGCUCACCAUGGGCGAGCUGAUGGAAAGAUAUGAACACCAGAAGCUGAGCGCGUCAACCGGUGGCAUCAUGAAGAGUCUGAAGGACUCUACCACAUCACGGCCGGUCUUGUCGCGGUCAAUGACUGCUGCUGUUCCAUCGGUUGCGCCAGCCAAGAGGAAAAGUGACGAAAUCUCCAAAGACAAAGAAAAUGAGCUCGUUGAGCAGGCCGAUCCCUCUUCUAAGAGACACCGUGGUAACACCGUCUCGGGAAUCUCGCGGCCAGCAACGUCCCAUGCGCUGUCGCUUACCACCUCAAACAAGACUCUCACCCGUUCUGUGAUCGGGUCUCCCACCAAAGCGACUGCUUCUCGUCCUGCCAUGACCCCUGGACGGCCCACGCUUGCCCAGAGCGUCAUCGAAAAGUCAUCCAAGGCCCCUCGUCCGACUCCUCUGUCCCCACGCAAGACGGCCAACCCAAGCGUCCCGCCCAGCUCCUCAACAGCGGGCUCUACCUCAGUCAAACGGCAACGCGGGGCGACCGUUACGGCAGCCGUUGCCUCUUCCAACCCGCCAUCUUCAGCACAGCGCCCAAUAUCCCGAGCCGCAGCGGCGCCCUCGCGAACGGCGCAGCGUCGUGUUAGUGGCACGAGCGAGUCCAGUGAGAACAGCACGUCGACGGUGAUCCGGCGUAGGCCGAUCUCCGCUCCGCCUGGUUCGCAGCCGAAGCUGAUUUCGACAAAUGCAGCUGCCUCAAUUGCUCCUGCCACUUCGUCUCAAAAGGAGUCCACGGCUGGCAAGACGAGGACCGCCGUUGUUGCCGCAGUGAAAAGGGGAAAUGCUGGCGUUACUACGACGCCAUCGACCACGCCGGCCACGACGACAGCGGCGAAGAAGCCAGCUGGGGCUAAGUUGGUCGGAACGAGCAGUAGUAACCCCGGAGGUUCUUCAGCGGCGGGGAGGGUGUUGAGAAAGAGGGCUUAG